Molecule: messenger RNA, 1441 nt
Organism: Aricia agestis (brown argus)
Lineage: Eukaryota; Metazoa; Arthropoda; Insecta; Lepidoptera; Lycaenidae
Product: arginine kinase
Exons: 1
Biological process (GO): phosphocreatine biosynthetic process
Molecular function (GO): creatine kinase activity
Source: RefSeq, a predicted model, not a curated record
UCAGUGCCUAACGAUCAAGUUUCAUCUCGGCGCACUUUGGAUACUCCAGAAGCAUUAGAAACACUGGAGCGAUGUUAUAGACUUCUAGCAUCAGCUAGACCAUUGCGUACACCUCUCUCAGCCUCUUCGAAUAAAGCUACGCCUCCAAAUGUCUUAGGAAGAUUUCUGAAAAAAGCUGUUUUCGAUGAUAUACGGUUUAGAUCGACCAAACUAGAUCAUGAUUUAUUUGAUGUCAUAUGGCCGGCAGUAAAAAAAUUACCAGAUAAUAGAAAUAUUGUACAAACUGUGGAGGAAGAUUUUCCAGGCGGUGUUGCAGCACCAGAUUACUACGUAUAUGAUGUUUUUCCAGAAUUUUUAUUACCUCUUAUUAAAGAUUUACAUAACAUCAACGGGCAAACUGAGCUAGCUGACCACCCUCCAUCAGAUUUUGUAAACAACAAACGCUUGCGAGACGUAUCGGACCCAAUUAUAGAAGUCAAUGUAGAUCCCAGCGAGGAAUUUGUUUUAUCGGGCACAAUCGAAUGCUCAAGGAACUUAGAUGGAUUCGAAUUGCCGAUUAAAUUAAAAAUUGGAAAGUUGGAGGCAGUCGAAAGGAUAAUCACCUCUGUACUAUUACAGGAGGAUUUCGCAAAAAUAAUUGAACAAAUAAAUCCUGAAUCGGACCAAAAAGGUGGUUCUUAUUAUACUUUAAAUGAAGUCUUAGAAAAACCAUCUGAAGUAUGUGCUACUCUAGCAUCUUCGGGUUUGUUGAUAGCGUUAUGCGACAGAGACGAGAUUGAUGAUAGUAGUCGCCUACACGGAAAACAUUGGCCUUAUGGUCGUGGAGUUUAUGUCAGUGACGACAAGACUGUCGCUAUUUGGAUUAACGUACAUGAUCAUUUGCGUGUCAUUACAUGUACACCCCUCGAUUCGCCUGGUGAAAUAGGAUUGACAUUCAGCAAAAUAUCUUACAUUAUGUCUUAUUUACAUGAUAAACUUGAUUUCGUAUGGCACGAAAAGCUUGGGCAUCUGUCGAGUCGGCCUACAUUUUUAGGAGCAGGAAUCAGAUUCAGUUUAAUUGUAAGCUUUCCGGCGUUAUCUAAAGAUCCUGAUAAUAUCAAGAGCCUAUGCGCUAUGAGAGGCCUACAAUAUAGGGAGACGUUAAGUCCUAACAUAGCUAGAAUUAGUAAUUACCAGAGCUUGAAUACGACUGAGACAAAUUGUUUUAAUGACUUUGCUACAGCUUCUUCGAAUCUUCUACAUUUGGAAAAAGAGUUGUCGAUGCAAAAUACUGCGCACAUUGCAUCGAUGUUUACUAAUAUCUUCAAGAGAAAAAGAAGCAGCAUUAUAGACAUCGAUGGCACGGAGGACAAUACAUCGCAAAAGAAAUAAUACGCUUAUAAAUUAAUUUAAUACUGUUGUAUUUUAGUGUGUUUAGGUCUUAACAUGAAGUACUUUUAAA